Molecule: messenger RNA, 1083 nt
Organism: Penicillium canescens
Lineage: Eukaryota; Fungi; Ascomycota; Eurotiomycetes; Eurotiales; Aspergillaceae
Exons: 4
Coding region: 1-1083 (360 amino acids)
Source: RefSeq, a predicted model, not a curated record
AUGUCUCUUCCAGACCGAGUCCUACGGUUCCCUAGAUCCGAUGAGGCUGGGGCAUUUGUGCUCAUUCAUGUUUCACAGAACAGCUCGGCGCCUUUUGAUUUAACCCUGACAGCAACUGAAGGAGAAUCGCCCUAUAUCAGCUUAUUGAAGCAGGCACGCCUGAAAGACCUUCGCGCAAAGAACUAUCAAGGGUCAGAGGAUGACUGGGCCAACACAGUGUCCCUAAUUCUGGGACAAUCCUCUCCGCCAUCGGAUGAGCCGGAUUGGGCCACUGGCCUUGAAACAGUGGCCACUAUAUCAGACUCUGAAGAGGACAAGGAAAUUGUGAUUACUAUACGGAAGCGAGUGCAGACCAUCACUCAACGUCUCGGUGCGCUUGUAUUGAAGCAAGACGACGAGCAAGCCGUGGAACUGUUCGAGUGGACUGGGAUUGCCGUUAUGCGAGCUGACAUGCUGGAGCAACAAGUCUCCAGCCUAACUUCUCGUUAUCGCCUCGCCGAGGACACAAUACACAAGUUAAAUGAACAGCUUGAAAACCUCAUGCAGGCGAAGACCCAACAUGAAACCCAACUGGUGACCAACUUCGCGCAGCUUUUGAAUGAGAAAAAGCUCAAGAUUCGCAAUCAGCAACGCCUUCUGGCAUCAGCGACUCCAGACGCAACUAAAGUCUCUGAAAUCCAAGCUACUAUCCCUGAAGAGGAGCACAGUGUCGCUGGACAACUCCAUUCGACAAAAAGAAGCGCUCAGGGUUUGAGCGAGUCUGAGAACUCCGAUGGAUUUGAACAGAUGCAUCUCGAUACGGAAAGGGCUAAUCAAGACGCUAUCAAUGACCACGACACGGACGAUGAGCGUUCAACUCCUCAGCCCCUAGAAGACGAGAACAACAGCACGACAGACGAUGAUGCGUCCCCGGAUAAUUCUGCUCAUAUGAAAACAGUCCCCCAAGCAAAGGACACAGCUCCCCCCCGAAGGGAGUUGCCGUUCAUCAGAAGGGCUGGGGGAGCAACAACGAAGACUCCAUCAACUAUGACCCACGAAAAUGCCGAAGAAACCGCCGGGGAGACUGAUGACGAUGAGCUGUGA